AUGCCCUGGUGCACCGCCAUCGAAGACGACGCCUGGUCCAUACGGGGGGACGACUACUUUUGGCAGAACUUCCAGCACUACUGCCACACGUACGACGGAACGGACUGGAAGUUCUACUUUAACGGGGCGCUGGCUCACACCGAGACCGUGGCCCUGGACACCGGCUCCGACAACCCAUUGACGAUCGGAGUGCGCUACUCGAGCGGGUUCGAAGACGUGCUCCUCAAGCUCUCGCUCCCCGAGGCCGCCAAGCCGGGCAUGCGCGCCAAGCCCGUCGAGGAGCAGUGGAAGUUCGUCGAGAUGUACGCGGCGUCCGGCGGGGCGGGGGGCUUCGAAGCCGCCGACUCCGCGGCGCUGAAAUCCGUCGCGGACGCGCCCGCGCGCCCGCCGCUCGCGGCGCUCCGCGCCGUGCGCACGGGCAUCCGCACGGGCGCCGCGGCCUGGCUCACGGGCUUCUACGGCGCGGGCGGGCCCCGCGCCGUCGCGUCCGUGCUCUGGUGCUUCUCGGAGCGGUGCGCCGCGCGCGCGGCGUCGGAGCUCGCGACGGCCCGUGCGCUCGAGGCCGCGGGCUGCGCGAAGGCCCUGGUGAACCACCCGAGCGGACUGGACCACGUCUGCCGCGAGGGCGCGGAUCUGGUGCGGGCCUGCGCGGCGGCCGCGUUGGCCUGCCACGACCACGUGCUCGCGGCGCCGGCCGCGCCGCCGCUGUUGGAAGCGCUGGCCGUCGUCGCGCACUUCCACGCGGAGGUCGGGCGGCCUUUGGUGCUCGACGCUGUCCGCGGCGCGUCCCAGGACGGGUCCUUGGCGGCGUUGGCGGCCGUCGUCGCGCCGCGCGGCUCCGGCCCCGCGGCGCCGUCGAGGCCGACGCGGAGGGCGGUCCGCGCGGGCGCGAUGGCUCUCGCGAACGAGCUCGUGUGCGGCGAGGCCGACGCCGACGAGCGGGGCGCGCUGCGCGAGGAGGUCUCGGCGGCCUUCGACGAGUCGACGGACGACGCCGCGGCCGACGGCGACCACGCGGACGCGGCGGAAGCCGAGGCGCGCGGCGCGGCGCUCGGCGCGCGGUCCGGCGGCCUCGUCGCGGCGCCGCGGGCCCGGGGCGCGGCCGGCGGCGCGACCCUGCCGCCGGGCGGCGCGACCAACUUCGCGCUCGAGGGGGCCGCGCUGCGCUGGGGCGGCGCGGAAGAGCCCGCGAAGCGGCGGAGCCUCGUGUCCUUCGGUGCCAAGGCGAAGCGCGGCGGCAGCGCCGCCGGGUCGCUGGACCUCGCGCUCGCCGUCGACGUCUGCCCGCGGUCCGGCCACCCGGACCUCGGGUCGCCGUCCGUGCCGCGCUUCGGGCUCGAAGUCGUCGUCGCCGGCGGCGGCGUCGCCGCGCUCGCCGCGGACAGUCCCCGGGAGCGCGACGCCUGGUACGCGGCCCUCGUCGUCGCGGCGGACCGCGCGGCGCUCAAGGCCGCGGACCCCGGCGCGCGGUCCGCGCUCAGGGCCGCGCUCGCGCCCUACGAGGCGAACGCGCCCCGGAUCGUCGCUGCGCAGGCGGCCGCGUUCCGCCACAUGGCGCGCGAGGACGCGGCGGCGGGCGGCGACGGCGGCGGCGUCGAGGCCGUGCUCGACGCGCUGCGGAAGCGCGCGGCCGUGCCCCGGCUCCGGGCCAAGGUCGAGGUGUUGGGGCGCGCGGCGCUGUCGGCGAUCCACGGCGGCGCGGCGGCGGCCGCGUGGCGCGACGCCGUCGACGCGCUCUGCGACGGCGACGUGCCGGAGAACCUGAGGGACCUGGACCUCGAGUCCUUCGACGAGGGGCCCGCGGCGCCCGCGGCGCCCGCGGCGCCCGCGCCGGCGACGGACGUGGCGUCGGCGCUCUCGGCGGCGGCGGCGCUGCCGCCGCUGCCCGCGGCCGUGCCCGCGGCGCCGGGGCCCGCGGACGCGCUGGCCAAGUACCGGAAGAUGCUCAAGAUGCACCUGCCCCGGGGCGCCGUGGAGCAGAAGAUGCGCGCCGAGGGCGUGGACCCGGCGCUGCUGGACGAGGGCGGCCCCGCGGACGCGCUGGCCAAGUACCGGAAGAUGCUCAAGAUGCACCUGCCCCGGGGCGCCGUGGAGCAGAAGAUGCGCGCCGAGGGCGUGGACCCGGCGCUGCUCGACGGCGACGCGCCGGAGGCCGCGGUCGCGCUCGCCGUCGCCGAGGAACCGGCCGUCGCCGCGGUCAAAGACGACCCGACGUACGCCAAGUUCUUCAAGAUGCUCGCCAUGCACAUGCCCCGGGGCGCCGUCGAGCAGAAGCUCGCCGCCGAGGGCCUCGACCCGGCCGUCCUCGACCUCGACCCGUCGAAGCCCGCGCCGAAGACGCUACCGAAAUCCAAGAAGAAGCCCGCGGCGCCGCCGCCCGUGACAUCCUACGGCGAGAAGCCGCCCGUGCCCCUGCGGCCCUGGCACUGGACGGCGCUCCGCGGCGACGCGGCGGCGGCGACGCGCUGGUCCAAGGCGUCCCCUAUCGUGCCCUUCCCCGCGGAGGACCUGCACCGGGCGCUCGCCGCGCGGACCUCGAAGCCCGGCGGCGCCGUCGUCGCGUCCUUCGUCAGGACGGCGACGACGAAGCCCGCGGCCCGCGCGUCCUUCGUCGACCCGCGGACGGCGCAGAACGUGGGCAUCGCGCUGCGCAAGAUGCGGCGGCCGCCCGAGGAGCUCGCGCGGCUCGUGCUCCGCGGCGACGCGUGCCCCGAGUCGCUGCUCGACCUCCUGGCGUCCGCGGCGCCGACGGCGGAGAUGCGCGGCCUGGCCCUCGCGCACCGCGCGUCCGGCGCGGGCGACGACGACCUCGACGACGUCGAGCGCUUCCUCGUCCAGGCGAGCCUCGUGCCGGCGUUCGACGCGCGCCUCGAGGCGCUGGAUCUCCGCGUCCGCUUCGGCGCCGCGGCGCGGGAUCUCGAGGCGCGCCUGAGCUCCGUGGAGGCGGCGUCGACGGCCUGCGUCGAGAGCGCGAGCCUCUGGGCGGCGCUGGCGCUCCUGCGGGACGUCGGCAACGUCGUCAACGGCGGCACGCCGCGCGGCGGCGCCGCGGGCUUCCGCCUCGACGCGCUGAGCCGCCUCGAGGCGACGAAGGCCGCCGACGACGGCAGGCCCUUCCUCUGCCGCGUCGUGACCUGGCUCGACGCCUACGACGGCCAGCUGCUCCCGAGCUUGGGGCGGCUCCGCGUCGCCGCGGACCGCGCCGCGCGAUCCGCGCGCGCGCUCCGGGCCGACGUCGGCGCGCUGCGCGCGCGCGUGGCGCGGGGCGAGGCGCUCCUCAAGGCCGAGGCCGAGGCGGCGAAGCGGGGCGACGAGCCCGACCGCGCGGCGUUCGUCGCGUCGCUCCUGCCCGUCGUCCAGGGCGCGCGGAGGGCCGUCGACGGCCUCGCGGCGCGCGAGCGCGGGCCGACGGCCGCCGCGGCCGCGGCCCUCGCGGCGGCCUUCGGCGCGCCCCCCGACGCGUCGUCGCCGGAGCUCAUCCUCGGCGACGAGCUCGUGCCCUUCCUGUCCGCGCUCAGGGACGCGAAGGCCGACGUCGACGCGGCGCGCGCGGCCGAAUCCGCCGCGGCGCGCAAGGCCGCGCGGGCGCGCGACGACGGCCGCGCCUACGUCAAGCCCGCGCGCGCGCCGCCGCCGGCGCCCGACGAGGGCGACGACCUCGUCGCGGCCUACCGCCAGGUCCAGGGCGACGCGGACGCGACGAUCGCGCGCUUCGUGCUCAUGCGCGAGGCGUCCCAGUCCUACGCCCGCAUGCCGACGCCGCGCGCGCUGACGACCGAGGACCCCCGCGCGGCCCUCCUCCGCAAAAAGUCCUCGCAGGCCCACAGCUUUAAGCUCUGAGGCG
Messenger RNA from Aureococcus anophagefferens, 3844 nucleotides. RefSeq lists its product as hypothetical. Gene Ontology annotation, cellular component: WASH complex. Gene Ontology annotation, biological process: exocytosis; actin cytoskeleton organization; actin filament polymerization. Bases 1 to 3840 code for a protein of 1279 amino acids. The record is from RefSeq and is a predicted model, not a curated record. The transcript has 2 exons. Lineage: Eukaryota; Pelagophyceae; Pelagomonadales; Pelagomonadaceae. Gene Ontology annotation, molecular function: small GTPase binding; actin binding.